Bradysia coprophila is the source of this 848-nucleotide messenger RNA. RefSeq names its product thiol S-methyltransferase TMT1A-like. Lineage: Eukaryota; Metazoa; Arthropoda; Insecta; Diptera; Sciaridae. Gene Ontology annotation, molecular function: S-adenosylmethionine-dependent methyltransferase activity. The record is from RefSeq and is a predicted model, not a curated record.
UCGGUCAGCUUAAUAUACAGAUUGUUCUACAAUUAAAUUUACCGGAAAUAUUAAAAGGAUGUCUAAAAAACCGAGACAAUCCCACAAUUCGAAAUCAAAAUCUUUCUUUAAUAUACUAGCAGCAAUCAUUUCGUCAGUAAGAUCAUUCAUAUUUGCUUUGUCGUAUCCAAAAGCAGCUGAAUUAUCUUAUAUCGCCACAAUUACGCCAACGAAACAAGAAUUAUUCGCGGACAUUGACACCAUUACUCCGUCUGAUAAAAAUCAAAUUAAAAUUUUGGAGAUAGGAGUUGGACCUGGUUAUAAUCUGGAUUUUUAUCCCAAACAAUGUCGAUUAAUUGCUCUUGACAAGAAUCGAUAUUUCGAAGAUAUUUUGCGUAAAAACUUACAGAAGCAUCCCGGAAUUAUUUUGGAAAAAUUCGUCACUGAAUGUGCGGAAAAUAUGACCUCGAUACCUUCAAAUAGUGUUGACGUGGUCGUUUCAUCCAAUGUACAUUGUAGUGUCGACAACAGUCAAAGUGUUUUAAAAGAAAUAAGGAGAGUGUUAAUACCAGGUGGACGUUAUUACUUCUUCGAACAUGGGCUUGAUGAGCCACAUACUAGCCGCUACAAAUGGCAAAAAUUUGUGAAUAAGACUCGCUUGUGGGCGUUGGCUUGGCACGGAUGUAUUUUUACUGACUUUGAACCGGAGCUAUCGAAAUUCGGACUUUUCAAAUACAAAGGCAAGCGUUACACGAUACCGAACCAAUCAAUGGUCAAUUUUCCAGUUUUUCUGGUAUCUUCGCAUUACGUGGGCUGUGGAAUAAAUGAGAAAUAAAUGUGAAAAGAGUAAGCUAACUAUGACGUGUUGU